AUGGCGCUUCGUGCAAAUCAGAGUGAAAAUGUCCCAAAGGUUGAGAUGACUGAGGAAGCUCGCAUCAAGCAGUACAAAAAUGUCGCAAGGCACGAGGACAUGCGACGCCGCAGAAACGAAACCAGUGUGGAGAUUCGCAAACAGAAGGGCACCGAGUUGCUGAUGAAACGUCGAAAUCACAACUCGGUGCCCUUCUGUUUGCGAAUCUCCACACUGGUUUCGUUUCUGCGGCGUCGCAUCAAGCAGUACAAAAAUGUCGCAAGGCACGAGGAUAUGCGACGCCGCAGAAACGAAACCAGUGUGGAGAUUCGCAAACAGAAGGGCACCGAGUUGCUGAUGAAACGUCGAAAUCAGUUGGUCGAGGAUGAAGACGAAGAAGGGGAGCUCUCAGAUUUGGAUGUGAAAACGAUGCCUGCAUCGGCUAACAAACUUUCCAAUGAGGAAAUCAUCAAGAUCCUUUGCGACAAUCCCACCCUGGAACAGAUGCGAACUUGUUUCGAGGCACUUCGUCGCACAUUGUCCCGUUCAAAGAAUCCACCGGUUGAUGAAGUGAUCAGCUGUGGCCUAGUGAACGCUUUGGUGCAGGCACUUAGUGUUGAGGACGACAAGGUUCGAUUCGAAGCCGCGUGGGCGUUGACCAAUAUCGUCUCGGGUACAUCAGAACAAACUGUGGCCGCCGUAGAAGCCGGGGCCACUCCUCCUCUAGUCCAGCUUACUCAGAGCCCAAAUCCUGCUUUAGCUGAGCAGGCUCUGUGGGCUGUUGCCAAUAUUGCUGGAGAUUCGGCUCAGCUCAGGGAUCACGUCAUAGGCAAGCUCUCAAUUCCCUGCAAAAAGAAAGGUGGCGGAUGUCAAAUAUUUUUAGGCGUUCUCAUUCUCUUCACGGACUUGAGAUGGAAUAACUGCAAAGGUGUGGAAGCGUUGAUGAGCCUUGUGGAGCGCCUCGAUUCUUUGGAAGUCAGUUGUGCUCGCACUCUUGCGUGGGCGUUUUCCAACAUGUGUCGGCAUAAGAACCCUCAUGCCCCGCUGGCGGUGUUGUCAGUACUGAGCAAAGGACUCGCGAAAAUAGUUGCCCAUGAGGAUAAGCAAGUGCGACAGGAUGCCUGCUGGGCCAUCUCGUACCUAACCGACGGUCCAGACGAGCAAAUUGCUCUCGCGAAGACAAGUGGUGUACUUCCUCAUGUCAUCAAAUUUCUUAGUGACUCUGAUGCAAUGGUGGCGCCUGCUCUUCGUGUUCUCGGUAACAUGAGCACAGGAAACGAUGAGCUAACGCAGUGUGUCGUGGAUUUGAAGACGUUGGAUGAGAUCAUUCCGCUGUCUGAGCGCUCGAGGUCGACCACAGUGGUGAAGGAGUGUUGCUGGCUUGUGUCGAACAUCAUUGCUGGCACUCAGUCCCAAAUUCAAGCCGUUAUUGACGCUGGAAUUAUGCCAUUCAUUAUUGAAGUGUUGCGCUCGGGUGACUUCAAAUGUCAAUUCGAAGCGUCAUGGGCAGUGGCAAAUUUGGCACAAGGCGGUAACUCGAAACAAAUUUUGAGUCUUCUUCAAGACAAUGCCAUUCCCGCAUUGUGUAGCGCCCUCAAACAGAGCAACGUGGAUUUACUCAAUAAUGCACUCGAAACUCUUUACACUUUACUGACUACGGUCUCGACAUGGUGA
This is a messenger RNA of Ostertagia ostertagi, 1653 nucleotides long. NCBI's taxonomy places the organism in Eukaryota, Metazoa, Nematoda, Chromadorea, Rhabditida, Trichostrongylidae. The record is from the annotation of a GenBank genome assembly.